AUGGACGAUCUAGACCUUGCACCAACAACCACCGCUGCACCGGAGAGAAGAGAGCUUCCGGAGUUCACGCUGAAAAAUGUGGCCUUGGACAUUGUGCAUGGGCUCCAAGCCCUGGUGCUAAAUCCAGAAGCAAGCAAGGUGGUUGCUCCAAUCGUGUUCUUUGCUGAGAGUAUUGGCACCAAAGUAAUCCGCAAAAAGGUACCGUACACCGAGAUCGACUACUCGUCCUACAUGCAGCAGAUCGAGAAGAUUGAGGAAGGCGAGCUCAACUACUACAAGAUCGCGGGUGAUACCGGCCCUAUUGUCUACCCAGCUGGUCAUGUAAACAUUUAUUCGUGGAUGAAGUGGAUUACUGAGGGUUUGGAUGAUUUGGAACUGGGACAGAGGGUGUUUGGUUAUCUAUAUCUGGCUACUCUGGUGUUGACCAUCACCACUUAUUUUUCGGCCUCUAACGGCUCUGUGCCGCCUUGGGUGCUGUAUCUUCUCGCCUGUUCUAAACGACUGCACUCCAUCUAUGUUCUCAGACUUUUCAAUGACUGCUGGACAACUUUUUGCAUGGUUGGUACUGUGCUGUUGCUUCAGCAGGCCUCCUACUGGAAGUCCACCUCUGGGUUCCUCUCUGGUGUGAUCACUUAUGCCGCCGCAGACAUGUACAGUAUGGCCGUUUCCAUCAAGCUGAAUGCUCUGCUGUAUUUGCCUGCCGUUCUGUACAUUUUGUAUUUGCUCAGCGACGAAUGCCUGCUGCUGUUUCUGGGGCCAGUCGUCUUUGGACUGCUGGUCCAGAUCGGCAUUGGCUGGAACUUCCUUCUGCCAUUAGCCUCUGAUCCAGAGGCUCACGAGAUCAGAUGGGCAUAUUUGUCUCAAGCCUAUGACUUCAAGCGCCAAUUCUUGUACGAAUGGACUGUCAAUUGGAAAGCCGUUUCCGAAGAAACCUUCUCAUCUUCAUGGUUCCACAUUCUAUUGCUCGUGGUUCACGUUGGAUUGCUGUCCCUCUUUGUACUUACGAGAUGGUUAACGCCUGAAACUUUGGGAAAAUCCAGGAUACAGUUCUUCAAGGAUAUUUUUCUUUUCUGGAAACGUUCGGCCACUGCGAAGUCGAUCAUCAACGACCAUGUGCUCGGCCCUAAGUUCGUCUUCAUGACCAUGACCAUCACCAACAUCGUCGGUGUGUUCUGUGCCAGAUCCCUCCAUUACCAAUUUUUGUCUUGGUACUGCUACUCUUUGCCUUUUCUGUUGUGGCAGACGAAUUUGCCGUUUUAUGUGGCGAUCCCAAUGUACGGUAUUCAUGAAUACUGCUGGAACGUUUUCCCUGCCACUGAGCUGAGUUCAUCUGGUCUGUUGACUGUGCUAAACCUGACUCUUGCAGGUGUGUGGUUAAAUGACCAGCAAUUUAGUAAAGUAGUCGAAAAGAAGGAUGAUUAG
Messenger RNA from Kuraishia capsulata CBS 1993, 1422 nucleotides. RefSeq lists its product as uncharacterized. Bases 1 to 1422 code for a protein of 473 amino acids. NCBI's taxonomy places the organism in Eukaryota, Fungi, Ascomycota, Pichiomycetes, Pichiales, Pichiaceae. Gene Ontology annotation, cellular component: endoplasmic reticulum. The record is from RefSeq and is a predicted model, not a curated record. The transcript has a single exon. Gene Ontology annotation, molecular function: dol-P-Man:Man(5)GlcNAc(2)-PP-Dol alpha-1,3-mannosyltransferase activity.